Messenger RNA from Arthroderma uncinatum, 738 nucleotides. RefSeq lists its product as uncharacterized. The transcript is spliced from 2 exons. The record is from RefSeq and is a predicted model, not a curated record. Gene Ontology annotation, cellular component: cytoplasm. The coding region runs from base 1 to 738 and encodes 245 amino acids. NCBI's taxonomy places the organism in Eukaryota, Fungi, Ascomycota, Eurotiomycetes, Onygenales, Arthrodermataceae. Gene Ontology annotation, biological process: import into nucleus.
AUGGCGACCACCGCUAUAGUAGGAGGCACAGGCCUUGUGGGAUCUCACAUCGUCAACACCCUCCUGUCCAUGCCGACGGUCUCACAUAUAGCUUUCCUCGCUCGCAGAGCACCGAGUAACUCGACCACACAGACGCUCUCGGAGUCGCAUCCCGGAAAGCUGGCGACCUUUGUCUCUCCGGAUCUCCCCUCAGCAUGGUGCUCGCAUCUGCGUACCGCAACCCCGGUGCCAGAGAUAUUCUUCUCCUCGAUGGCCACCACUCGAGCCAACGCCGGUGGACUCGCUCCCCAGCGUGCCCUUGAGCAUGAUGCUAAUGUCGAACUGGCCCGCGCUGCAAAGGAGGCGGGCACGAGGGUCUACGUUCUCAUCUCGGCCACGGGGGCGGAUAAGACAUCUAUGAUCCCGUACAAUAAGCUCAAGGGCGAUAUUGAACAGAGCAUCCUAGACAUCGGGUUUGAGAAGACGGUGAUCUUGCGGCCGGGUAUGAUAUCUGGCAAGAGGGAGGUGGGGCGACCGAUCGAAGAAGCUAUUUCGGGAAUAGGCAACGUCAUGGGGUGGGUGAGCCAGCCGUUACUGCGCGACUGGUGGACGCAAGAUGCGUCUGUUAUCGCACGGGCGGCUGUGAGUGCGGCGAUGAAGGCGUUGCAGGGGUCCGGGGCAGAGGGAGAGAAGAAGGUCCUGUACCUGGGUGGGAAAGACAUCGUCCGCCUCGGGAGAACGGAGUGGGAGGAGACUUGA